Annulohypoxylon truncatum is the source of this 1250-nucleotide messenger RNA. Its product is annotated as phosphorylase family protein. The transcript has 4 exons. The record is from RefSeq and is a predicted model, not a curated record. NCBI's taxonomy places the organism in Eukaryota, Fungi, Ascomycota, Sordariomycetes, Xylariales, Hypoxylaceae. Gene Ontology annotation, cellular component: cytosol. Gene Ontology annotation, molecular function: S-methyl-5-thioadenosine phosphorylase activity. Bases 111 to 1031 code for a protein of 306 amino acids. Gene Ontology annotation, biological process: nucleoside metabolic process.
GCGGCGACAAGACAGACACAACUACAUCUCAGCAUUGACUUGCAAUAGAAAGCGAUUUCCCAAUUUUAAGAGUUGAUUAGAAUUAUAGAAAACCAAGAAAGCCCGUCACAAUGUCUGAUCUUCCUGAAACCUUCGACCGACCCGUCCACAUCGCCGUCAUAGGCGGGACCGGCCUGUACAAGAUCGACGGGUACACCCCAAUCGCCCGCAUCAACCCCCUGACACCGUGGGGUUACCCGUCCGCGCCCAUCCUGAUCCUCGAGCAUGCCGGCGUGCCCGUCGCUUUCUUAGCCCGCCACGGCCAGUACCACGAGUACGCGCCGCACGAGAUCCCCGCGCGCGCGAACAUCGCCGCUUUGAGGCAUAUCGGCGUGCGCUGCGUCGUCGCUUUCUCGGCCGUCGGCUCCCUGCGCGAGGAGAUCAAGCCCAUGGACUUCGUCGUGCCCGACCAGGUUAUCGACCGCACCAAGGGCAUCCGCCCCUUUACAUUCUUCGAGGGCGGACUCGUCGGACAUGUGCCCUUCGGCGAUCCUUACGAUGAUAAGGUCGCGCAGGUCGUGCGCCAGUGCGCCAAGUCUAUGCAGGGCGAUGGUGUGGUGCUGCAUGGGAAGGGAACUGCUAUUUGCAUGGAGGGACCGCAGUUCUCGACGCGCGCGGAGUCCAACUUAUACCGUUCUUGGGGCGGUUCGGUGAUCAGCAUGUCGCUACUACCGGAAGCCAAGUUAGCAAGAGAGGCCGAGAUGGCAUUCCAGGUCAUCUGCAUGGCUACAGAUUACGACUGUUGGCAUACGACCGAGGACGUUGACGUGUCCAUGGUUAUGCACUAUAUGGAGAGCAAUGGCCAGAACGCCAAACGACUGGUUGGAGCCGUGCUAGACGAAUUAUGUAAGCACGAAAACAGCGACUUGGUUACCGCUAAGCACUGGGAGGGUGCCAGCAAGGGCGCCGUUGCGUUCUGUACUAAGCCCGAGGGCAGGAAUCCGGAGGCGUUAAAGAAGGUCCAGUACCUAUUCCCGGGUUUCUUAAACUAAUAUAGCUACGUAAAAUACCUUAGAGGGGAUAGACGGAUGGUAAGGAUAUCUAGACAUAGACUACGGUCAUAAAUAGUAGCGGUAGAAGAACUUGGAUCAUGUGGGUUUUAAUCACAUAGUAUAUUUCACAGGUAGCACUGUUAAUAAAGACAACAAGUUCGCUUAUAGUACUACGGAAUACCAACAUUGCCCUUACCCCUUACUAUUCUCGACUCAAUU